Molecule: messenger RNA, 531 nt
Organism: Indicator indicator
Lineage: Eukaryota; Metazoa; Chordata; Aves; Piciformes; Indicatoridae
Gene: EDN3
Product: endothelin 3
Exons: 4
Coding region: 1-531 (176 amino acids)
Biological process (GO): regulation of systemic arterial blood pressure by endothelin; intracellular calcium ion homeostasis; regulation of vasoconstriction
Cellular component (GO): extracellular region
Molecular function (GO): endothelin B receptor binding; hormone activity
Source: RefSeq, a predicted model, not a curated record
AUGGAGCUGGGUUUAUUGUUCCUCUUUGGACUUACAAUUACAUCGACUGCAGGGUCCGCUCUGCCCCGACCCCGCUCCCUUCCCCUGCCGGGCGGCGCUGAGCCGCGCUCGGAGGCGCUGGGGCAGAAGGAUCGGGAGGAGAGCGAAGCGUCGGCGCUGCCUGCCGGCGGCAGGGCCAAGGUAGACGGCGGGGCUCUUCGGCGGCGGGCCCGGCGCUGCACUUGCUACACCUACAAGGACAAGGAGUGCGUCUACUACUGCCAUCUCGACAUCAUCUGGAUCAACACCCCCGAGAGGACUGUGCCAUAUGGGCUGUCUAACUUCAGAGGCAGUUAUAGAGGCAAAAGAUCUACAGGCCAGAUUCAAAGUGCUUUCCCAUCUUCAUUUCGGUGCUCUUGUGUGGAUGCUCAUGAUGAACAGUGCAUGCAGUUUUGCAGAAGAACACAAGACAGAAGGAGAAAUCAUGAAUCAAUGAAAAAGACAGAGGAGAAAGACCAAUGCAGAGAAGAACAACACUCUUUCUUUCAGUAG